AGAAUGAAAAAAGCACUCUUCCACGCCCCCUGUGUCGGUUUAGAAAGUACUAACUUCGUCACUAUCCGCCACGAUUUGUCCUCCAUAGUUGCUACAAUACCCCAAAAUCUUCUCCAUCUUCAUCCCUGACUUUAUUGCUUCAUAAUUGCAGCUGUAUCAGUUGUUGUAUCGGCACAAAUUCAUAUGCUUGCAAGCAAAUUAAGUAAAAAAGUUUUAAUAUUUUUCGAAUAUCUGACCCGAUAAAUGUUGUGAAGAUCAUCAUGUUCGUCGGGGUGUUAGCGUUUGAAGUUGCGGCGCAGAGACGUCGUUGGCAGCAAGCUGCGUAGCAUUUCUGCCAUAAAUCCGCCCUGUGACCUUGACCACGUUCAUUCUCCUCCGAUAUGAGUAGCCAGGCCGUUGGGUUCGAAUCCGACUGCGGGAUUUUUACGGUCGCGUGGAUGCGAAGCGCCGCCCGGUACGACCAAAAUGUUGAUCCCGAUGAAGUCGCGAAGAAGGCGAAACGAGAGUUCUUUCUGAAGUCCAUUCAGACCCAGAUCGAUUUUCUCAACACGAAUGCGACAAACGCGACGCACUGGUCGCCAUCGAAGGUGGAUGUCCCCAUGACGAACGAGGCUGUGAUCGAGUACGAGCGGCACAACAAGACCACCUUUUUGGAGGACAAGGCGAUCGCCCAGCGACAGAACGAUCUGAUCAUGGGGAAAGUGCAAACGGCGGGAGUGAACUUUGCCGCAAACUACAAAGCGCUUGACAAUUUGCAUCGGAAGGUCCCAGAUGUCAUUGCGACGUCGGGGGCGGUGCCGCAACAGCAUCAGCAGCUUCUACCUGGCGGCAGCAUCGAUCUCGAGAACUUGCAAGAGUACACUGUUGUGAAGGACGUGACCUGCAAAAGAGGCGAACUACAGGGAGGACUGCCUGCUGCCGAUGUUGGCGAAUCGCAGCAACUGCCGAGCGCUGGCGAAAAUGAUGAGUUCGGACAACAAGUGCUGCACUUAGCCGAGCCGAGUCUGUUCCUGCAGGGUGCUGGCUUCGGGCCAGACGUGGACGGCUUCGUCCUGGCGGAGCAUGUGCAACGAAUCCAGUCCCGCCUGUUGGUCUUGGAUUUCAACCGCCUGCAGAAGCUGGAAGGGUUUUCUCAUGGCGGGUUGAAUGCCAGUCGGGCCUUUUCCAGUUUGCUGUGUCUGUCUCUGCGAGAAAACCGCAUCGCCUCGGUCUCGGGCCUCUUCGACAACACUAAUUUAGGAAAUUUACAAGCCAUCGACCUGUCAAGAAACCUGCUGGAAAAUCUCUGGGCCGAGCGGACCGUCAUCGCCGGAGAGACGGACGAGACCGCCGGAGGUGAUAACGGUAGAAGUACUCCUGCUCCUGCAACAGGCGUUACCUACGACAACAGACCAUCGUCCGCUCCCCCGGAGCGCAUUGUCACAAAGAAGAAGGUCCCGUGCAAGUUGCAGCGGCUGCAAGUGUUAAUCGUGAAGGAGAAUCGUCUGGGGCCAACCGUGGUGGAGGCACUGAAUGUCGGCCUCCCGGAUGGCCUGAAGGCCGUCGAUUUGUCGAGCAAUUUGCUGCAGAAAGGGACGCUGGAGGAGUUGGAAACCGCGCUGUCUGGUAAGGCAACGCUGGAGUCUCUGGAUCUUUCCAACAACGAGAUGAAAGAAUCCUUUCGGCAGUACCGCCGAAGAUUUGUCGCCGCGUUCCCGCGGCUGAAACUUUUGGAUCAACAACCCAUCGGGUUUCUGGAGCGCAAGUGUGCAGAGGCGUGGGUCGUCGGCGGCGCGGAAGCGGAGUCGCGGGUGCGGAAAGCGGCCACUGCGACCGCGAAAAAGCUGAUCGCGAAAAUCAGCAGAAAGAACACAAUGCCUCCACGCAUGAUCGCGGAAAAGAACAAAAACGCGACGGUCACAAGCGGCAUUGCGCACCACUUGCUGGAGAAACAAGUGCGCGCAAUUAGCCCCACAGCGUUACGGGAGGCUGGAGCUACUACAAUUCCCAGUGUGACGAAGUCGGCCUUUGAGGAGAAGCUCGAUGCAGCUGGGGCAAAAGAAGAAGAGGUGAGUGAAGCGCCUACUGUGAUUUGGGCGUUGCCCGGUUCGUACUGCACAUUGUGCGGGUGCACCCACGCUCCCGCGAAACCCAAGCCGAAGCCCCCAUCUGGCAGCACUUCUACAGAUGGCACAAAUGGCAAGGAAAAGGAUAAGCAGGAGGGUCCCAGCGGUAAUAUCUUUCAGAAGAAAAUGGUGCCACCACCAGUUAGGAAGUACGACAACACAGGAGCGGGAGGAUUUCAGCACGUGGAGGAACUUACGGUAGGAUGGCGUGUCAUGCCGGAGCAUUUAAAGCCCACACCGAAGCCGUCUAGGCGGCAGGCGUCAACGUCAGACACUACAGCCCGUCGUGAUGGAGAUACUCAGAAUCAUGAUGAUCGUCCUCCAGGCUCGUUUGAUAUCAACGAGGUCUGCUCUCCUCCUGCUCUCCAAGAAGAACCUGGCGCAGCUGCUCGGCAGGAGCAAGAGGCCGCCCUGUUUGUGAAGAGACAAAGCGAACAAAAGAUGCUCGAGCAGCAGCUGGAGGCAGCCAAGAAACGCGAACGAAAGGCGGAACAGCUGGUCCGUGACGCACAUGGCGGUGGUUUGCAGCGCAUCCGAAAGAUCACCCCACCCGAGUGGUCGGACGUGCCAACAACGAUUUUGGAAACGUUACACUGUGCGAAAGCUGCGUUCUUCGCAGUGAACAGCAACGCGCUGCAGCAACCCGCGAGCGCGGUUUUCGACGUGAACCUGAUGAAGAGUCCGACCUUUUUGCGCAUGUUGGAAUCCGUAAACGUCGCUCAAUUGAUGAGCGCCAAAGACCUGCUGUCUUUUCUGAGCUCCUGCCACGCUGCCGUAGAAGACGAAGCGGAGGUGGUCCAAGAAAAAGGCACGGCUUUGAGCCACCUGCAUUUUUGGGCAGAAAGCGUCUGUCGUGCCGCUGUCGAGCUUGACGAGGCACGGACCGCAAGAGAUCUUGUCAAAGACCAUCUACGCAGUCUUGGUUAAGGGUCAAGAAGCUGCGUGCGACCGAGGUUUCUGUCCGUCCUCUGGCUCUGGCCAGGAUGCUAAAAGUUGUCAGUGGUACUCAAAGGUGGAAAAGUUCUAU
Amoebophrya sp. A120 is the source of this 3132-nucleotide messenger RNA. The record is from the annotation of a GenBank genome assembly. Lineage: Eukaryota; Dinophyceae; Syndiniales; Amoebophryaceae.